Molecule: messenger RNA, 1558 nt
Organism: Phyllotreta striolata
Lineage: Eukaryota; Metazoa; Arthropoda; Insecta; Coleoptera; Chrysomelidae
Source: the annotation of a GenBank genome assembly
CAAAAGUCAAAAUACACAUGUUUUAUAUUUUUAACUUUAAGAGCCUCUUAAAAAUUUUACCAAAAAAAUGAAGUCUUCUCAGCUAACUUUUGAUAACAAGAUUAUUUUAGCCCCUAUGGUAAGAGUUGGAACAUUACCAAUGCGACUACUUUCCUUAGAAUAUGGAGCAGACAUUGUAUAUUCUGAAGAAUUGAUUGACUGGAAAUUUCUAAAAUCUGUAAGAAGGGAAAAUGGUGUCUUAGGAACCAUCGAUUACCUAGACCCAACGGAUGGGACUGUAAUAUUUCGUACAUGUGCCAAAGAAAAACAAAACGUUGUUGUUCAGUUAGGCACCAGCGAUCCAGAUCGAGCUUUAAAAGUUGCAAAAUUAAUUGAGAAUGAUGUUUCCGGAAUUGACAUCAACAUGGGUUGCCCGAAAGAAUUUUCUCUAAAAGGUGGCAUGGGUGCAGCGUUAAUGACGCAAAAAGAAAAGGCUAAAAAAAUUCUUUCUACUUUAGUUGAAAAUGUAAAAAUUCCGGUAACUUGUAAAAUAAGAGUUUUUGAAAAUAUUGACGAUACGUUAACCUUAGUUAAAGAAUUAGAAGCCACUGGAAUAAAAGCCAUAGCUGUUCAUGGGAGAACAAAAGUAGAACGACCACAGCAUCCCAAUAGAAAUCAUGUAAUUAAGAAAAUUGCAGAAACUUUAAAUAUACCAGUUAUUGCUAAUGGAGGAUCCCGUGAAAUCGAAAACUAUCGUGAUCUGUUCAAGUUCAAAGACGACUGUGGAUGUAGCAGUGUCAUGGUAGCCAGAACAGCCCAGUACAACUGUUCAAUAUUCAGAAAAGAUGGAAUGAAAGCUAUGGAUGAUGUUAUUGUGCAGUAUUUAAAAAAAUGCGUCGAGUACGAUAAUUCACCGAGUAACACUAAAUAUUGUGUGCAGAACAUGUUGAAGGAGUUACAAGAAACCCCUAGAGGAAAAAGAUUUCUAGAAUGUCAAACAUUAGAACAAAUAUGUAACAUAUGGAAUUUAGGCGACUACUGUCGUCAAAAGCAACUGGAAUACCAAACGAAAGGAAAUUUCGGUCGAAGGGAAAUAAUGCCUGAACUUUUAGACCCACAACGUAAAAAACAGAAAACAAUAUUCGAUAAUGAAAACAUAGACGUGUGUUUAAACUGCGCUUUCAUUAGGGCAAAUUACACAGAAGAUCCAAAAUUACCAAAAUCGAGAUUGAUGUCUUACUGUGGGAAAAACAAACUUAAAAGUCCAAAAUACAAAGUGUUCAAUGAGGACAAAUUAUUCAGAGCUAUUGUUACCAUAGAAGACAAAAAGUAUAGUUCUUCGUAUUGGGAGAAAAAUAAAAAGUUUGCAGAACAAGGAGCAGCGCUUGUCGCUUGUGUGUCAAUAGGUUUAAUUGAUAAGUGCGAUUUAAUCAAAGAUGGAAGUAUUUUAGAAUAAAUUGAAUACUAGGAAUUAAGAGUAUAUCUUCCUGUUUUCUACUCCUUUUGGCCACCCAAUACUUGCUGGCCAAAGUAUUUUGGAACUAGAGGAAAUUUCAUAAAGGUUUUUGUGUUAUUAGUC